CAAACAUGAUGUUCCCAAGUGUGAUCGCUCCUUCAGCCAUGUACCCAAACCUCUUGCGACCCACCCCGACUCUGACUUUGCCCCAGUCCUUGCAGUCAGCCUUCUCCUCCCAUGCAAUGGGGGCCAGCUUCCUGGUGGAAGAUCUGCUGAGGAUCAGCCGACCGACAAGCUACCUGCCCCGGUCGGUGUCAGCCGCCCUGUCUCCAUCGGUAUCCGUUUCCACCAGCCUCCCCAGCUCGGUGACAACCGACUCAGUCAGCAGCUCAGCCUCUGUGACCAGUCGGAUGUGUUCCCCACACAACUCCGGCUCUGGCCACAGCGAUUCCAGUUACCUGAAGUUCGGUGUCCACGCGAUUUUGUCAUCCACACCCAGAACUGAAACAUCCCAUCACUUGAUCCAAGGACUCUCCCCAAAGGCGUUCUCCUUCCCUUACUUUGAGGGCUCCUUCCAGCCCUUCCUUCGCUCCUCGUAUUUCCCAGCUUCCUCCUCUGUUGUCCCCAUCCCUGGGACCUUCUCUUGGCCACUGGCUGCCCGGGGAAAGCCCAGAAGAGGAAUGCUCCGUCGGGCUGUUUUCUCAGAUGUGCAGCGCAAAGCUUUGGAGAAGAUGUUUCAGAAACAAAAAUACAUCAGCAAACCAGACAGACGCAAGUUGGCAGCCAAACUGGGACUCAAAGAUUCACAGGUGAAGAUCUGGUUUCAGAACAGAAGGAUGAAAUGGAGAAAUUCUAAAGAAAGAGAACUCCUGUCGGCUGGGGGCUGCAGGGAACAGACCCUCCCGACCAAGUUAAACCCUCACCCUGACCUGAGCGACGUGGGGAAGAAGUCACCUUGUAGAUUGCACUCAGGAGACGAGGAGGAAACAGGUUGCAGAGACAGCCCCAAGUCUUCCAUCUGUCACUCACCAGAGUACAAGCACAUGGACAGCCUGGACUCGCACCUCAGGCUGACAUCACACCAGCACAGCGACAAACACACUUACUUUUCCGAAGAGGAGGAUGAAGAUGAAGAAAUAACCGUUUCAUAAUAUAAUCUUCGGUUCACUUUUCCGAUUGGACAUUGUUUAUAUCCGCCAAGUG
Molecule: messenger RNA, 1077 nt
Organism: Callorhinchus milii (elephant shark)
Lineage: Eukaryota; Metazoa; Chordata; Chondrichthyes; Chimaeriformes; Callorhinchidae
Gene: dbx1a
Product: developing brain homeobox 1a
Exons: 4
Coding region: 6-1025 (339 amino acids)
Biological process (GO): cell differentiation in spinal cord; regulation of transcription by RNA polymerase II
Molecular function (GO): DNA binding; DNA-binding transcription factor activity, RNA polymerase II-specific
Source: RefSeq, a predicted model, not a curated record